AUGAGGGCAUCUCUUGCUGUCUGCAUCCUCGCUGCUCUCCUGGCUACAGGGGCCUGUCUGCAGUGUGAGGUUUGCUCUGGUCCAGGAACCAGCUGCACGGGCGCCCUACAGACCUGCCCCGCUCGGUUUGACUCUUGUGGCAUCUCUCUGAUUGAAAACACAUUGGCGGGAGUGAAGUCUCACAUCAUUGUCAAGACCUGUGUGACACCCAGCGCGUGUAAAGCCGGCCUCAUGUCUAUCAGAUACUGGAAUGGAGAUACACUAAGGUUGAACAUGUCCUGCUGCAUGGGAGACGCCUGCAGAGCAACCACGGUUACACUGCCCCCGGCUGACACCGAACCCAACGGCCAGCGCUGCCCUGGCUGCAUCUUCUCAAACGCAAGUUACUGCGAGCAAGGGACCAUAGAGUGUACUGAGGCCGAGACCCAAUGUUUCUACUCAAUCAAAAGAAAAGGCACGUGA
Emys orbicularis (European pond turtle) is the source of this 462-nucleotide messenger RNA. RefSeq names its product phospholipase A2 inhibitor NAI-like. The coding region runs from base 1 to 462 and encodes 153 amino acids. Lineage: Eukaryota; Metazoa; Chordata; Testudines; Emydidae. Gene Ontology annotation, cellular component: extracellular region. The record is from RefSeq and is a predicted model, not a curated record. Gene Ontology annotation, molecular function: phospholipase inhibitor activity. The transcript has 4 exons.